CCAAUAGUGGAUGGCGCCUCAAUGUACCUGUCCAAACUCCUGUCCUCCAUUAUUCAAUUCCAUUUCCCCGGGCCAUGCAGAAAGCGGGACACCGUUCGAUCCUGCCAGGUCUUGUGUGUUCGGCUGAUUCUGCUCGAUGAUGGCGCCACAAGACUAUCACAGGUUUCUGCUGAGACCGCUGUUGUCUCGGAAUUAUUGCUCUCUUAAGUCCUGAGUGUGAUUUGAUGGAUUAAUGGGUGGUCCACCCAUUGACUGCGCAGUCAUGGCGGGGGGUAGUAGGAGACGAGUUACAUAUAUGUGCUAUGAGACGCUCGGUUUCUUCGUUCUACAGGUUGCUCAAGUCUUGUCCUAACGUUCAGUGAAUCUGAUUGUGAAAGAUGCUCGGCAAGAUGAUCCUUCUACCCCUUUUUCUUCUCUGUCACUCUCUUGCUUCUGCGUCGCUUACCUACCGCGGCGCUGAUAUUUCCUCUCUGCUGAUCGAGGAGAAGGCCGGGAUCGAGUACAAGAAUGUGGACGGACAGACACAGCCGCUUGAGAAUAUACUCAAGGCUAAUGGUGUGAAUUCCAUUCGCCAGCGGGUGUGGGUGAACCCCAGCGAUGGAUCUUACAAUCUGGACUAUAACCUCAAGUUGGCGAAGAGGGUGAAGGCCGCGGGGAUGAGCGUUUACCUGGACUUGCACUUCAGUGAUACUUGGGCGGACCCGAGUCAUCAGACCACACCCAUUGGAUGGUCGACCAGCGACAUUGGCACCCUCACCUGGCAGGUGUACAACUACACGAAGGAGGUCUGCGACACGUUCGCCAGCAACGGCAUCGACGUCUCCAUCGUGGCUAUCGGCAACGAGAUUCGCAACGGACUGCUAUGGCCGCUCGGCAAACCAAAUAAUUACGCCAACAUCGCCAACAUCCUGCACUCGGCGGCCUUCGGCGUCAAGGACUCGACCCUGUCGGCCAAGCCGAAGAUCAUGAUCCACCUCGACAACGGCUGGGACUGGUCGGCGCAGAAGUUCUUCUACGACAGCGUCCUGUCGUCAGGCGGGAAUCUGGUCAAGUCCGACUUCGACCUCAUCGGCGUCUCAUACUACCCCUUCUACAACCCCAGCGCCACCCUGUCGGCGCUCACGACCAGCCUGAAGAACCUCCGCUCGACCUACGGCAAGGAUGUGCUGGUCGUCGAGACGGACUGGCCCGCCUCGUGUCCGAACCCGGCGUAUGCGUUCCCUUCUGAUCUCAAGGAUAUUCCCUUCUCGGCAGCCGGGCAGACGACGUUCGUGCAGCGGGUUGCGAACGUUGUCGCGCAGACGUCGGGAGGCAUAGGGCUGUAUUACUGGGAGCCGGCUUGGGUGCAGAAUGCGGGCCUAGGCUCGAGCUGUGAGGACAACUUGAUGGUGGAUUGGCGUACAGAUCAGGCCAGGACAAGCCUGAGCGUGUUCGGGUCAAUCUGAUCGUCGUAUAUCCUUGUCUGUGAAUGCUAUACUCCGUACGACAUUGUCUAGACCACUACCAAGCUACCAGGGGUCAAUGCAAUAAUCUAGAAUCCCAAG
This is a messenger RNA of Aspergillus novofumigatus IBT 16806, 1544 nucleotides long. RefSeq names its product arabinogalactan endo-1,4-beta-galactosidase. Bases 378 to 1445 code for a protein of 355 amino acids. Gene Ontology annotation, biological process: pectin catabolic process. Gene Ontology annotation, molecular function: glucosidase activity. The transcript is spliced from 2 exons. NCBI's taxonomy places the organism in Eukaryota, Fungi, Ascomycota, Eurotiomycetes, Eurotiales, Aspergillaceae. The record is from RefSeq and is a predicted model, not a curated record.